This is a messenger RNA of Hymenoscyphus albidus, 2777 nucleotides long. The record is from the annotation of a GenBank genome assembly. NCBI's taxonomy places the organism in Eukaryota, Fungi, Ascomycota, Leotiomycetes, Helotiales, Helotiaceae.
CUCCAAGUCUGCAGACAAUCCGCAUCAAGGAAGAAGAAAAGAGGCCGAGGAGUUUUCUAUCCUUGGUGUCAUCACCGAUUAGAAAAGCCAUAGUCUAGGAUGCCAAUUGAUUAGAAGGGUCGUUAUUAUCUGCUGCUUCCUAGUGAUCGGCUAUUCUCCCGCCUUCAGGAACGGUGUCGAUCUCUGAUAACACCAACAUCACCAAAAACCCCAUUUCACGUUGAAAUAUUUUAACCAUAUGAUACAUACGCUCUUUCCAAAAAGUUUUCCAACGCGGUCAGCCAAAUCUCACGAGAAUUUGUACCAAAUUUCGUCCCAGCGAGUCUUCUUUUCAGCCCCGCCCCGCUUACAGAUUUAUCUGUGCCGCACCCACUGAAUUCUGCUAUCUAUACCAAGUGCUGUUUCUAGAAUCACCCUGAGUCUGUUUCCUAUUUUUGCUUUCAAAUUCAGCUCCGGAAAAAUCGCUAUAUUCAUGGAGGUACAAUUUCGUUACUGCGAAACCAAAAGUCAGCCGCUGCUUGGGUAGAAGCUCCAUGUCCAGAGAAGGUACCCCUCGUAUUCAAGGAUAGCUGCCUGUGGUAUCGCAAACCCGAUAAGUCGCCAUGCGCACUUCAACAGUCGGAUGGGUUCGCACAGCGGGUUUGGCGGCUGCAAAUACACGAGGGAUAUUGGCGCCUUCAUCGAAUUUAAAAGACGACCAAGAAGUUUCGGUUAUUUCAAAUUUGGGCCAGUCGGUUCAAAAGAUCGCAGAACUGGCGCAAAAUGUUAUUGUGACGGUUUUCGCAAGCGAAUCAAUAGAAGUCGAAGUUGGACACGAGAACGAAAAUACAAACGAUGCCCUCGAGCCGAAACAACAUGCGAAAAUAGUGACGAGGACGAUCGAAUCCACAGUGACAUCCGCGCAUGCCAAGAUCACACCGGGGCCUUCAUUAUUCAAACGGAAACUUGGUUCGAAUAAAUGGGCUUUGAUACAUGAGGGCAUACAAGGACAGAAAAGAGAUGCGACGCAGUGUCCGGUAGACUAUCAACUAUGUCCGAAAUCGCUGAACGGGGGUUGUUGUCCCAAUGAUCGAGUUUGCGGAGCGAGUAGUUGUUUACCCACAAGUGCUGCUCCUGCUUCCGCUUGUGGAAUCUCGGGAUACAUCGCUUGUGGGGCAUCCGAUGGUGGUAAGUCACUUAUAAGAAUCUUAUUGAUCCUGUCAAAUGUCUAAUCCAAAAGUAGGUGGUUGUUGUCCCGGAGGAUUUGUAUGUGGCCAAGCCGGAUGUAGCCCUUCUGCUGGUGUAUCAGCUAGCCAGACAUGCGGCGCAAAUUUGUAUCAGUGUGCAGCGUCGUUUGGUGGAGGAUGCUGCAAGAAUGGAAUGGGAUGCGCUGUUAGUACUUGUUAUGUAACAAGUAUAUCGACAUUUACUCUGCUCGAGACGAUCACUACGAUAGACGCCAGUUCCAAUCCUGUGACUCAAAUAAACACCAAAAUCACAGCAACGACCCCCGUUACACCAACUGCAACAGUACCUUCCAAUGAAAAUUUAGUGACCAAGCUCCCUCCAUCAGCAGUACCAGUAGCGAAGACGGAAGCCACCGGCGUUUCGAAAAGCGACAGCACUGGACUUACCACCCCAAUGAUCGGUGGCAUUAUUGGAGGUGCUAUUGGGUUUCUUGUAAUAAUCCUAAUUAUUGCUACUUUCAUCAUCCGACGUCUAAAUAAGGUAGUCAAGGUGACAGAAGCUACAAAUUCGCGAACAUCGUCAAGUGGUCCUCGGUCAGGCCGGUCAAGGCCGAGAGCUCCUUCAAACCAAAUGUUAGAGGUGGACCAAUUAUCAGUUGAUCCAUUGAUGAUGACGCCUUCGGAGUCUAGUGGUAUUGUCAGACGCCCUUCUCAUCAAUCAUCGAGUAUCUAUAGUGCUGCACAUGAAGUGGAAGCCAAUUCCCCAAGACCUCUCUUUAAUACUUACAGCCCCUUCUCCCCGCAACCACCCUCGCAUACACAUUAUCCAGGAGGUUACGAUCCAGUCUCGACUUCAGAUUCUCCCAACUCUCAAAAUUAUUACAGACAUGAUCGUGAGCCAUCACUGGAGCCAUCGCCUCCAACAUCAGUGAAUCCGAAUGGAGGCUACUUUGACCUCCCCAUCCAAUCCAACAGGGGUUCCCAAGGCUCAAUAUUUACUCGAAGACCCAGUGCUCACGGUCGAAAUUGGAGUAAUUCUAGCGACCAAAGUAAUGUCAGUCAGAUGUCCGAUCCCGUUGAACUAGAGGCAUCACUCGACGAUGGGCGACGCUCAAGUCUUUCGCGAGCGCUUUACGGGUUAGGAAUGGGAGGAAUGUCCCGAAUUGUCAGUCGCAAACUUAGUGGCGGUAGCGGUUCCAGCAGCAGCGCAAUUGUCCAACGUGCACAAUCAAAGCGGACUUCACCUUGGCAAAUACCUGCCUCUCCUACGGCUUUGGGUCAUAUAGCCGAAGCUUCCGAAAGUCAGUAUCACGUUGAUGACAUUCAAUCAGCGCUUAUGAGACAACAAGGUCUCAGUGGCUCGCAGCUACGAGAAGCCGGAAUGAGUAAUUCUCAAUUGAGAGAAAUGACAUUGUUUGAGGCAAAUCCUUAUACGGAUCAUAACGCACCUCCAAAACCAAGGCCCGCGCCGAAGGAUUAUGAUGAUGAGGGUGGUGGGGGAGGGAAACAUAUGACUUACGGGUGAUUUCUUUCAAGUUCUAUCCAUACACUCCUGCUUUCGGAAAGGGUUUCUGGGGAAUACACACAGGUCUGGCAUAGGGAAAUAACAUA